Messenger RNA from Epinephelus lanceolatus (giant grouper), 6557 nucleotides. The record is from RefSeq and is a predicted model, not a curated record. Lineage: Eukaryota; Metazoa; Chordata; Actinopteri; Perciformes; Serranidae.
UUCACCAUCCGCCGUUUGGUCAAAUCCCAGAGCUUCUACUGGACUGUGUUGUGUCUGGUUGGCCUCAACACGUUGUGUGUAGCCAUAGUACACUAUGACCAGCCCGAAUGGCUCACCUAUGCACUAUACUUGGCAGAGUUUGUAUUCCUGGGCCUGUUUCUGGCAGAGAUGUCCAUGAAAAUGUAUGGCCUUGGACCCCAGAACUACUUCCACUCCUCAUUCAACUGUUUUGAUUUUGGGGUUAUUAUUGGCAGUAUUUUUGAGGUGAUCUGGGCUGCCAUCAAACCCGGGGCCUCAUUUGGGAUCAGUGUCCUGCGGGCUCUUAGACUGCUCAGGAUCUUCAAAGUCACCAAGUACUGGAACUCUUUGAGGAACCUGGUUGUAUCCCUUCUCAAUUCCAUGAAGUCUAUCAUCAGCCUCUUGUUCCUCCUCUUCCUCUUCAUCGUGGUUUUUGCUCUGCUGGGCAUGCAGCUGUUUGGUGGCCAGUUUAAUUUUGAAGAUGAAACACCAACAACCAACUUUGACACAUUCCCCGCAGCGAUCCUCACUGUCUUUCAGAUCCUAACUGGGGAGGACUGGAAUGCCGUCAUGUACCAUGGGAUCGAAUCACAGGGGGGCGUGCACGGGGGAAUGUUCUCCUCCAUUUAUUUCAUCGUUCUCACUCUCUUUGGAAACUACACACUCCUCAACGUUUUCUUGGCCAUUGCUGUUGAUAACCUUGCAAAUGCCCAGGAGCUCACUAAGGAUGAAGAGGAGCAAGAGGAGGCCAUUAAUAAGAAGCUUGCGCUCCAGAAGGCCAAGGAGGUAAAGGAGGUCAGCCCCAUGUCAGCCGCUAACAUUUCCAUCACAGCUUUUCUAACACGCAGUCGAGGUAACGCGCACUCUAGCAACUCAUCCAUCUGCAGCGUUAACUCACUGAGUUAUGUCUGCACUCCAGUUCAUCACUACUUGAGUAAGGAGCAGCAAAAGUCAAUGAAGACAAUGUCAGUGUGGGAGCAGAGGGCCAAUCAGCUGAGGAGGCAGAACCAGGCGAGCUGCGAGGCCCUCUACAGUGAGCUGGAGCUUGAGGAGCAUCUCCGCCUGUCCUCGGCUCUCCACAUCCGGCCAGACAUGAAAACCCACCUUGACCGGCCGCUUGUUGUUGAGCCUCAUGACGGGCCUUUUUUGGCCAGCCACCAGCAUCACCAUCAUAAGCCCUGUAUGCCAGAGGAGGCAGAUACUGCCGACGACCCUCCCCCUCCUGUGCCUCACCAUCCCCGCCGCCACCACCGCCAUAGAGAUAGGUAUCGGGCCAGAACGAGAGAGGAGAUGAAUGAUAACGGUGGCACUAGUAAGGGCGAAGGCCACCAUGUCCACCAUAGCAGCUCCAAAGACCACAAUGGCAGCCGGGGCAAAGAUGGGAGGUGCGAAAGGUCCCACAGCCGAGAAAGAGGCAGGAGACAUCACCAUCAGAGCUCAAUGGAUGACAGCGGAGGUGGAGGAGUCAUGUGUGAGAGAGAGCAUUGGCAUCAUCAUUCACACCGGCAGUCUCGAGGGGGCAUUGGGACUGUGAACAGUGGAGGGAGGGGAGCACUAAGAUACUGCCACAAAGAUGGACAUUCAUCUAACAGGGAUGGGGAAAGGAAUCCCAGAGGAGACAGUGGGGCCAAUGGAGAGAGGAGGAGACAACGGAGUCAUGGAUCCAGGGACCAAGCCACAGUUAAAGGAGAGGAGUCCAAUGAGAGAGAGAAGACCCACAGCCAUGGGGACAGGUUUUGUGACCCAGGGGGGGAUUCCCUUGCCAUCUCCCCCCUGCAGGGCUCUGGGGGGAGCAUCUGGCCUCCUGACCAACCAGAGGACUCAGACAACCAGAGGAAUGUCAGAAGAACAGGCCAAACCUCCAUCCAAAUUCCUCCUGUGACCAUCACCUCCCCACCUGGAGAGACCACCCUCAUACAAAUGAACAGCAUAGACUGUGAGACAAUGCCAAUGAAUGAGAAGAGCCUUGGGGAUCUUGGUCAAAGUGGUCCCAAACCCAUCCUGCCUUACAGUUCCAUGUUCAUCUUUGGACAGACCAAUCCGGUGAGGCGGUUAUGUCACUAUAUUGUGAGUCUGCGAUACUUUGAGAUGUCCAUCCUGGUUGUCAUUGCUAUGAGCAGUAUUGCCUUAGCAGCAGAGGAUCCUGUCUGGACGAACGCCCCUCGCAACAAUGUGCUGAAAUAUCUAGACUAUGCCUUCACUGGUGUUUUCACUUUUGAAAUGGUGAUUAAGAUGGUGGACCUUGGCCUGUUGCUCCAUCCUGGAUCCUACUUCAGAGACCUGUGGAACAUUCUGGACUUCAUAGUGGUCAGUGGAGCACUGGUGGCUUUUGCAUUUUCGAGCUUCAUGGGGGGGACCAAAGGCAAAGACAUCAGCACUAUCAAGUCACUGAGAGUUCUGCGAGUGCUCAGGCCUCUCAAGACCAUCAAACGUCUGCCAAAACUCAAGGCGGUGUUCGACUGUGUGGUCAAUUCUUUGAAGAACGUGCUGAACAUCCUAAUUGUUUACAUCCUUUUCAUGUUCAUCUUUGCUGUAAUCGCAGUUCAGCUUUUCAAGGGGAAAUUCUUCUAUUGUACAGACGAGUCCAAGGGCCUGGAGAAGGACUGCAAAGGACAGUUUCUAGACUAUGAUAAAGACGAGGUGGCUGCCAUGCCCAGAGAAUGGAAGAAAUAUGAGUUUCAUUAUGACAAUGUGCUGUGGGCCUUCUUGACCCUCUUCACUGUCUCCACUGGGGAGGGCUGGCCAACUGUCUUGAAGCACUCUGUGGAUGCUACUUUUGAAGACACAGGUCCCAGUCCAGGCUACCGGAUAGAAAUGUCCAUCUUCUAUGUGGUUUACUUUGUGGUCUUCCCUUUCUUUUUUGUCAACAUCUUUGUUGCUCUGAUCAUCAUCACCUUCCAGGAGCAGGGAGACAAGGCCUUGUCUGAAUGCAGCUUAGAAAAGAAUGAGCGGGCUUGUAUUGACUUUGCCAUAAACGCCAAACCUCUGACACGCUACAUGCCCGAGAACACGCACUCCUUCCAGUACAGGAUGUGGAAGUUUGUGGUCUCAGCUCCGUUUGAGUACUCCAUCAUGAUCAUGAUCGCUCUUAAUACUGUGGUACUCAUGAUGAAGUUCCACGGAGCGCCAGACUUUUAUGAAGCGAUGCUGAAGAACCUCAACAUAGUCUUCACCACUCUCUUUUCUCUGGAGUGUAUCCUCAAGAUCAUUGCUUUUGGUCCAUUGAACUACUUAAAGGAUGCCUGGAACGUGUUUGACUUUGUCACAGUGUUGGGCAGCAUCACUGACAUCCUAGUGACCGAAAUCAAUACUACGGACAGGCUGCUGAACCUGAGCUUCCUGAGGCUGUUCAGAGCUGCUCGGCUCAUCAAGCUGCUAAGACAGGGCUACACCAUCCGCAUCCUGCUGUGGACCUUUGUCCAGUCCUUCAAGGCCCUGCCUUAUGUUUGCCUACUGAUUGCUAUGCUGUUCUUCAUUUAUGCAAUUAUUGGGAUGCAGGUGUUUGGCAACAUUGAGCUGAAUGAGGACACAGCGAUCAAUCACCACAACAACUUUCGCACUUUUCUCCAAGCUCUCAUGCUGCUUUUCAGGAGUGCAACUGGCGAGGCCUGGCAUGAGAUCAUGUUAUCGUGUUUGAGUCAUCGAGCCUGUGACGAGCGAUCAGGGUCCCAUGGGAAAGAAUGCGGCAGUGAUUUCGCCUACUUCUACUUUGUCUCCUUUAUCUUCCUCUGCUCCUUCCUGAUGCUGAACCUGUUCGUAGCAGUCAUAAUGGAUAACUUUGAGUACCUGACCAGAGACUCCUCCAUCCUGGGGCCUCAUCACCUCGAUGAGUUCAUCCGGGUUUGGGCCGAGUACGACCCAGCUGCAUGUGGCCGUAUCAAGUACCUCGAUAUGUAUCAGAUGCUGCUCCACAUGUCCCCACCCUUAGGUUUGGGAAAGAAAUGUCCGCCAAGAGUCGCCCACAAGCGCCUCGUCAAAAUGAACAUGCCCAUCGCUGAUGACAACAGUGUCCAUUUCACCUCCACUCUGAUGGCCCUAAUUCGCACAGCUCUGGAGAUCAAACUGGCCUCAGGCAUGGUAGCCCAGCGGCUGUGUGAUGCUGAGUUAAAGAAGGAGUUGUCUACAGUGUGGCCCAGCCUGUCUCAAAAGACCAUGGAUCUAUUGGUGACACCACAUAAGCCUAAUGAACUGACAGUAGGGAAGGUUUAUGCAGCCCUGAUGAUCUUCGACUACUAUAAGCAGAAUCGAGCAAGAAGGCUGCAGCAGCAGCAGCAGCAACAGAGCAUGUCAGGCUCCCAGGAGAAAGAUCUGCCUAUGAUGUUAAACAGUGUGGAGCCUCCCAGCAUGCUUCAGCCACAGCCCAAAUCCCAUGCCAGGUCCCAGCCACAGACCAGACCUAGCUCCAACUCCCUCAACAAUGGAGGCACGCUGUCAGGACAUGACCACAACAUCAGAGCAUCAUCCUCAUGGGUGGUGGAGAAACCCAAGGAAGUGCCCCAAGCUAAAACUAAGAGAACCAUGUCCAGGGGCCCAUCAGAGGACACCACGGACACUGCCGUCAUUCAGGAGUCAGUGGAGAUGAGGAAAAUGAAGACCAGUGCCACUAGUGUAAUUCCAGUACCUGGCUCAGGUCUUGAGAACCAGGGCAAAGCUGCUUCUAUGCCGCGACUCAAUGCUGAGCUGCAGCGGAGCCGCUCACGCCACUCUCCAGGGAUCCAUCUAGCUUCUGUCCCUGAUGCCAGCCCUAUGAAGCGCUCAGCCUCCACUGUCACCCCACAGCGAACCCAGGAGGUCAACCUUAGGGACUACACCUUAGACAAACCCAGCCAGGACCGACCCCACCACCAUCACCACCACCACCGCUGCCACCAUCGUAGAGACAGGGAUAGAGAUAAAGACAGAGACAGAGAUAGAGAGAAGAGGCAGAGGUCUUUGGAUACACCUCUGGGUGAACAACCACACAGCUCUUCUGGCGCACCAGGAGAGCCAGAGUCUGACCUAGCUGCCUCCAGAGAGCGGGCCCACGACCGUGGACGCUCCCACUACAGGAAACACCACUCAUCUGUGGACAAGCAGCGCUACUACUCCUGUGACCGCUACUGCAGCCGGGAACACUGCCACACCAAACCUGCCACCACCAGCUGUGUUGCCUCCCCCAGCGAGGGGCAGGAAAGCAGCAACAAGCAGGGCAGUGGUUGGGUUAAAGGCAGCCCAGUGGCACUGAGCUCCAGUUCGAGCACGCCAAGCCACGGACGUCGGCAGCUCCCCCAGACCCCCCUCACCCCACGGCCCGGGGUAGCCUACAAGACUGCCAAUUCAUCCCCUUUGCACUUCAUUUCCAGCCAGGCCUCUCUAAGUCCUGGUCGGCUGAGCCGUGGCCUGUCGGAGCACAACGCCCUCCAGCAUAGUGGCUCCCACCACCUUCCCUGCCCCGUCAGUCGUAUCAGUUCCGAGCCCUUCCUGGGCCAGAGCCACAGCGAGGCCCUGGGCAGCCUCUAUGGCAGCCUCACGGACCAGCUGGACAUCUAUCAGGAUGCGACAUCACUGUCGCCCAGUACCCGUGCCGGACGCUUAUCUCGGACCGCACUGCCUCGCAUGAUGGGAGCCCUGCUUCCUGCUCCGCAGCAGAACCUUGUGGUGCCCAACGGGUACCACUUCAGCUCUGGGGGUAGCACCAGCCUAGGCUCUGGCAUCAGGGCACCCAGGUAUUACCAGGAGGCAGAGGAGGAUGAAUGGUGCUAGCAUGGCUUUAAAACAAUCUUUUUAAUGUAUUUUUUAGGAAUUGUGAUGAGUUCAUUUUCUUUGAAGGCUUUAGUUUAUAUUGUCGCUAUGUGUGUUUAAUGCUGUAGUUUAAUCCAAUCUUAGAGAGGUUAGGGAGAAAAUCGGAGUAGGGAAAAAGUUUGAAGUAGGUAAUAUUUGAAUGUGAAGAAAAAAGUUUCAUCUUUAUCAAAGGGCACAUAGCAUUAUGAGACAGGAUUAGACUUUCUGCCAAUACCAGAUGUCGUACAGUAGCUGUCCUAGAUUUGCCUUGACUUCAGUGUUUUGUUGGCAGCACCAUAUUGAUCCUUAAACAGAACUUCAUUCACACAACACAACACAACUAUCAGACCUGCUAUGUGUCAUUCAUGAGUCCAGCCUGUCUUCCAGAAAAAAAACAUUCAUGUAAAGACUAGUGAUGUAUUGUGGUAUUCCUCUUCAGGUUUAUUUUUGUCUCUUGAUUACUAGGGAGUAAAGUUUUUUUUUUUCCCAUUAAAGCAUAAAAUGAGGUGCUUGCACUCUGAGGUGAAAGUAAUGAAAAUGAUUAAAAAAAUGGAGAUGAUGAAAAUGUGAACUGAAAACUAAAUAUGGAUGUGAAAUGAAAAGCAGUGUUAAAUUAUCAGGUGAUGUGAUUAAUUUAAAGUUGAUUUGAUUAGAAGAGUUGUCAUAUAUAAUAAAAAAAAAGGUUUCAUCAUUUUCUCUGUCUUACAGUCAUCAUUCUCAACACAAAAUUUAUCAUUUAAGGAAAGUGGCCUCAAGGGUGGGAGGAACAAAAAAAUUAA